CUAGCUUCUGAGAAAGUCCUACCCCCUGAUCCCCGCCAAACAUUUUUAUCAUUCCGUUUCGGAGUCCCCCCGCGAUAAGCCUUGUUUACUCGUUUUAGAUUUAAGUUUACGCGUCCCAAGCCCCGCCGGUGUGUCGCCCAAAUAAUGCAAGGCACAGAAUAGAGCAACGGCAAAGGCAACAAGAAGUACAAACGCAUCAGCAAGAAAAGAAACAGAGACAUGGGCCGCAGCCGAAGUCCCGCCUCGCCGGCGCUGAGAAGGCGUGAGAAGGAGCGCUCCGAACGCAAGAAACGCCGGGAACGCCGCUCCAGGGAACGUGAAGCCAUCGGAGCUGGCGGCGGUGGCAGCAGUCGCCGUGAAAGGGAGCGAGAGCGGGACAGAAGUCGCAGCCGGGAGCGGGAGCGUGAACGGGACCGGGACCGAGCGAGGGGACGGCGAUCUAGAUCGCGCUCGAGGGGAGCCGGAGGUGGCGGUGGCGGCGGAAGUAGCAGCGGACCAUCGACGUCUCGGCGAACGACGAGGAACAAUGCAGCAGCUGCCGACCGGCCCAAGAUCAACGAGGCCGAUUUGGAGGGCAAGUCGCCGGAAGAGGUUGAGAUGCUGAAGACAAUGGGAUUCUGCACGUUCGACACCACCAAAAACAGGAAGGUCGAGGGCAACGAUGUCGGAGAAGUGCAUGUAAUCUUAAAGCGAAAAUACCGUCAGUAUAUGAAUCGCAAGGGUGGCUUCAACCGGCCGCUCGACUUCGUGGCCUAGCUAGGCGAAUCCCCUGGCGAAUCCUCCAUUUACCCAUUCUGCCCAACUAGUUUGCUACGCUUUUUUACUUGUCCGUAUAUACGCCGCCUGGCGACGGACGAAGACCUGCAAUUUUAUGCAAUAGACCGGUUUACGAAAUUCAGCCAGUUUUUGGCCCAAUCAAAAUUUCCAUUUCACCAAGCAACCUUUGCAAGACAGCCAGCCCAUUAGUUAACUGUCUGCGAAACACUCAUACCUCAAUUAGUUAUUUAGUAGUUUAAGCCUGAAGUGCGCUUUUGUUAUAAAAUUAGCUGGUAGCCCUGGUUAAUUUUACAACAAAUAUUCUGUGACCAAAAGCAAGUCCAACCCCCAUGUGAUUAUGGUUGGAGAUGUAUGCUUUUAGAUGCAGUUAACACGACGCACGACGAUUGCUUUUUGAAUAUUUCAAAGUAAUUAACAAUUGUUUUUGUUGACAUCUCGCCAUUUUGUACGAAUACGAAUACGAAUUAACUGAAGCCAGCCUGAGACCGAAAUUCACAACAGCAAAAUUUCCAAAUGAACACACACAGACAAUUACUUAAAGUAUUUGAAAACACACACCACAAAACCCGAUUCGAACCUAAACCACUCCACAUCCUUGUCCUUAAUCCUAUUCCUCCUAAUCCUAUACUCCAACAUACUUCCUCCAUACGCUGCAAUAGUACAAGUUUUACAACCAAACCAAAAUAUAUAUCAAAUAUAUAUUUUAUAUAUAAAGAAAUUAUAAUAUACACACACACACCACAAGUACCUUAUCCCCCAAAAAACCCCCGCAAAUGAACCUCACAAUAGCCAUAGCAAUUUGUUGAAAGAAAUAUUAUUUGUUUAACAAUCAAAAUGUUGUAAUUAAAGCAGUUAAUUUCGAUUUAAAUCACAAGUGCCAACAGAUCAGGCAAAGCAACGCUGAAGAUGGAUCCACGUUUUAUAUAAAGAAUAUAUAUGAAUAAUCUUUUGUAAUCCUUUUUAUAUGAAUAUACACAGGUAUAAUGCAACCAGCAGACUAUUUUAAGCAAUAGUUACUACCCUUUUUUGAUUUCGGAAACAAUAUUAAAAUAACAUUUUAAAUACUUUUGGCAAUACCCACUUACACACACACUCUUAACAUUUUGUAGAUUUACGAAAUUGCAGGGAUUUUUUUCUUAUUUCAUAAACUCCUACAAUGUACUAAUAAAUUUGUAAAACUA
Messenger RNA from Drosophila ananassae, 1958 nucleotides. RefSeq names its product U4/U6.U5 small nuclear ribonucleoprotein 27 kDa protein (gene ytr). Lineage: Eukaryota; Metazoa; Arthropoda; Insecta; Diptera; Drosophilidae. Gene Ontology annotation, biological process: RNA splicing. The coding region runs from base 220 to 756 and encodes 178 amino acids. The transcript is spliced from 3 exons. The record is from RefSeq and is a predicted model, not a curated record. Gene Ontology annotation, cellular component: precatalytic spliceosome.